Messenger RNA from Spirometra erinaceieuropaei, 7305 nucleotides. The record is from the annotation of a GenBank genome assembly. Lineage: Eukaryota; Metazoa; Platyhelminthes; Cestoda; Diphyllobothriidea; Diphyllobothriidae.
AUGCAUGAUUCGGGGAGAGAGUGGCUGGUGAAAACGAAAAUCGGUAAGCUCUGAUACGUUUAACCCCUGUUUUACGCCGAAGUCGGACCUGCCAAACACAGUUCCACAUCUAACAUAGUUCUGCACUCAGUUGAUCCCCUGCCUUACCUCCUAAGCCUUAUUGAUUAGUUUUUAUAUCCUCCGCACUAAUUUGUCCCGAAUUUUAUGUUUCUAGUCCCGAGUAGAAAAAAGCACUGCUGUCUAUUUAAGCUCUAGAUUAACUACGCUCUACUCAAAAUUCUACCCUCAAUAAUCCCAAUUAAUCCGCCCUCCCCGAGUGACUUAAGCAAUUCCUUCCCAAACUGACCCUAGUUAACACAAGUAUCCUCAACCACAGUGUCUUACCUCUCAAGCCACCCUGACCCGCUGCAGCAGUUUAUUGAGCAUACUUCACAACAGACCAUGGUACAUGAGAUCUGACUCCUUUUGUGUUUGACUUUUUUCCAAAUAUCGCGGAUUCCCUGGCUACUUUUAUAUCUUAUUUGAUUCUCCUGUAUGUGCUUUAAAUCGGACUUUUUCAAGUAAAAUAAUUUGCAAAUAGGCAAAAUUCUAUCGCAGGCAACAGAGCAGAGGUUGCACAGUAAAUAAAUGUCUGCCUCGUUCUGGGAAGCUUUUACUCCGUGCUCUAACGGUGUCUUUGUUAAUUGGUAGCGGACGUCAGGCAGAAGUGACUAUUUCAGGCGAUUGCCUAUGGCGUCCUGAUAGGUGGGCAUAUUUUUGUCACUGGUUGAAUACCUGUUAUCUUUUUCCCCUACAAGACACAUCGGAUGUUUGCUGCAAUCACAGGCAGUUGUUUGGGAUUUUAUUCUCGUACUUAACUUUUGUUCUUUUGCUGUGUCAUAUUCAGUCUCUGAGGGAAAUCGUUGGCUUCCGGAAGUAGGCCUUUGACUAAUGUGUGCAGGAAGGCUCAGAGUUUUUGCCCUAGUUCUUAUCGAGCGUUCUGUAUUAUAAACAAACGCGAUUUUCCACCACUUUCUUGCAUCUCUUCGUCCCACCUCUGGAAAAUGCUUGCCCUCCUAAAGUACUUCUCUGGAUUAUUCGCACAGUCUGAUUCAUACCCUUGCUUUCGUUCUUAAUUUUAAUCGAAUAUUAUACACAGAUGCUCAUUGUUCUCCUGUUCCCUAUGCCUCUCUUCUCUCCUCUGGACCCCUUCAUCACGAGGUUCUUUGAGUGGUGUUCUCUCCUGCAGGAGGUUAUUCCUCCAUUCUCCUACGCACUCAUCAGCGCCACUUAGACUGCACUUAAGUGAUGCGUAGUAAAUUUUUGUCAACGCUAAGCAUUAACUUCCGGUUGAUACUGUUCCGGCCUGACCUGUGCUUUGUAUAUCGUGAUCCUUCGUUUAGCACCAUGAAGACUACGAUAAUGAAGUAUUCCAGACCCCAUGUACUUAGCCGGACACAAAAUUCCAACUCCAUAAAAGAAAACCCACGCAUCUUUGAAAAGGAAAUAUUUUACUCGUACGGUUUUAUUUCAAGAAUAUAACUUGAUAUUUGGUCAACGACCAGUACGUUAUUUACAUACGUUUUAGGUUAAUUACUUCGGCGGGGUUUGGUUCUGCAGUCCCACUUGAUCGAUACCGUAUGGCUAAUUUGCUUAAACAGUAUUAGAUAACAUACCUAACUUAGUCACUCGCUGGAUAGGGAAAAGAAAGAGAGUACAAGUAGAGCUCGAAGCGCGCGCAGGGAAGCAAGCGAAGAUGGCUUGUACAGUGAGUGACCGAUCUCAUAAAGUGCUGGCCAAAUUUUUUAAAUGCGUUUUUGAUUAGGAAGGAUUACUUAGGUGGGGUUCCAAUACUGACUAUCUUGCGGCAUAAUCCUAUAAUAUUUCGGACUGGACAUGAUGUCGGCUUUUGAGUGCAUUUCUUUUGUAUCUCCUAUAGAAACCGUAAUCAGUAGCAUUCAUUUUCACACUGAUUUUCAAGUCUUAUAAAUUCAAAUAUAUUUUAUAAAAAGCAUGAGCAAAAAUAUUAUUUCUUUCACUCGUCAUACUCAGCUGCUAAUUUGAUAUCUACCCCUAGCUGCUAUUAUUUUUCACACUAUUAGUUUGCCGAAUCAGUCGCCCUUAAAUUACUGUAGUUUGUACAACCGAAGUUUAGCGUCUGCGUAUGCAAAGUUCAAUUUUCUCCAAAACCAUUGAAAAUAUCAUCAUUCAAAUAAUAUGCUCUGCAUUGUGGUGCUAGUUUGAUGACAUCAGUAAUGACGUUCAGUAGCAACCAUUAAAAUUUGACUCCUAUGUCCAUGAGCAUCGUUCCUACUUCCUACUUGUUUUGUUGAUAAUUAACUCGCAGUUCUGUUGGUAAUUAUGUAACAAUUUGACUUUUCAAUUGUAACAUGGGAAUAUUUGCUGAAUUAUGCAACAAAUUAACAGUUUUUGUCCUCCAGACUCAUCGCAAUAAAUGGCAAUGAGUACCGUUUUCGAAUUCAGCCUCAAAAAGCUCCCUUUUAGGUCGAACUGCAUUAUUUGACUUUCAACUAAAGUAGUUAGUAUCUAUGUUGGGAGUACGGUAUGAUACGUUUACCAUAAAGGUAUCUUGGUGCACCACGAAGAUGGGAAGUGACCUAGUGGUAAUGACUAUUAUGAACCCAAGAGCUUCCGAAGACGGUAAACUCACAUAACUGGUAGUUUUGCAGUCGAUUUAUAUGUGAGCAUUAAUUCGAAGAAUGUAAAGGGGGAUUCUCACGUGUUGUCAGUGUGGCUCUGAAGGAGAUUACACACUUACUGUACAGAAACGGCUUCUAUGAAUUUCAAUGUUUGCAAGAAUGAUCCUUUCUCUGGACAUAGGGGACUAUGUUUGGACGGAGGUCAUGUUCGGUAAUAAGGUUUUGCAGUGUUUGCUAGAUCGUCUUUAUUCUGUUUAGUCUUUUUACUGUACAGCGAGGUGGAAAGAGUAUGGUGUAGUAAAAGGCUGAAUGCGUAUGACAAAAGGCUUUCUGGCAAAUCUACACAUUCCAUUAUCUCUGACAACAGACUGGUCUACGAGUUUGGGAGCUCAGAAAGUGAAAAAAUUAUUCCAAUGUUUAAUCAGUUUCCUUCGUCGUUACUUGUACUUACACCUGGAACUCGAAUAUACGCCUUCAUUCACAAAUCUUCCAUUCACAUUUGAAGGAAGUAUGGAGAAGGCGCUGUCAGAAUACAUCUCCUGUCUGGAGGACCUCAUCUCAGAACUGAGCCAGAUGCGGACGGCUGUUGUGAAUUUUAAAGAUAAAUGUGAUUGUGCGAAGGCUGUUGGAACGGCAGUGUCAACGGGUGGAACUGCACUUACCAUUGGAGGCGCUCUUUUCGCCAUACCGACAGCUGGAUUGUCGUUACUACUGACAGCCGCAGCCAUCGGAACUACCCUCGCAGGCGCAGUGACAAAUGGUGUUACGGACUCAAUCAACAUCAGUGAAACAAAGUAAUUUUGCCAUUUGUUGAAAAGUUCUUCCUCCCAAUCUGAAAUUCGAAAACAAUUUGACAUUGCCUGGUGCAGUUUUGUGACAUAAAAUCUACACUGCGGACCUUCGUUGAUGCAGGCAAAAUAAUAGCAUUUAUAAUAUAUUUAAUCCUAGUUUUGCGCAAUGGCACCGUUUACUUCAUGAAUCCCGUCCCUUAUGAGCGAGAUCAGACGGAAGAGUUGUCGGUGAGAACUGGAUAUGUGAGCACAGAGACUCUUGUUAUAUGGGAAGGAUGUAAGUACUAGCUUUUUCGGUAGUGCUGAUGGACGCAACAACUGACGGAUCCUACGUAAGCCAUUGGGAAAACUCGCAUUUUUGUCACUUGUCUGUCUUACUACCCCAACGGGGUGUCGAAACAGCCAGCACAUUUUGAAAAAUUUGAAUUAAGUGGCGUGUAAACAGGUAGAACACAGAUAGUCUAAGGUUAGUUGUUAAAUAAGGCCGGUUUGGAUAAGGCGGUUUACGUCAAACAAACUUAACCAUAGUCCUAACCCUUCCACCAGCCCUACUCUUUAGCCGAACCUAACCUUAAGCCUAGUCUUAACCUUCACCAUACGUUUAGCCAUUUCUCCUAAAACCAGUCAGAUAUGUAGCCUGACACUACGUGUUUACUUAAAUCAAAUAAGUAAAGGCGCUAUAGUAAUAAAAAUUGUGGGCUCGAAUAUUCGAUCGUCGUCGAGUUAUCGGCCCUUUUUACAAAAACGUAAACCAUGAAUAUUAGAUAAGGAAACUGCUUGAACACAGAGAGGAGCCCUUAUUUCGAACAAAUGAAAAGUAUUCAAUAAAAUAUCUCCUACCUUAGUAACUCAGCCACCAAAAGGCAAAAGAGUUCUAGAUGAUAUGCGAACGACUUAAAAGAACUCUAAUCAAUAAGCUAAUAAAUUAACCUCAUAGUGUCCUAGUCUGCUUGACUUUAUUCAGCACAUUUCCUGAGUGCUGUCAUCCACUCCAGGGGUUGGAGUUGUCUAGUGGCGUUUGUCUUGGAACGGGAAUUCCAGACUGCCAGAUUGAACAUUUGGUGGAAAGCGAUCUGAGCUAAUCUGGGUCGACUAGGAGAUUGCGUGUUGUGCUCUCCACAGAAGUGUUUUAAUGUGGAGUGGAGGGGAAAAUGGAAGCAGGGAUGCCGGGUGCGCGGACAUACACGAUACAAAAUAUCCUUAUCAGGUUAAGCCUGCCGGUCGAGGCGGUUAAGAGGGUGUGGUCACCAGACAGAACCUAGAUUCGGGCGAGCCACGGAGGAGAGGUGGGUGUCGAUUAAGGGCCGUGUGGAGCAGUCCCCGCUUGCAUGACGCAACCUACCAUACCUACACGGUUUCUCCCUAACUAGCCACCCCUACACCUUCGCUGUAAAGACAGGAAAAUUAGCGCAGGUAAAAGACUUAGGUGCUUGCGUUUGUCAGAACGAGAGCUAAGAGCUUAGCAGCGGAAACAUAGCUUAUCCCUGAAUAAGUAACACUAGGUAAGGAGGGAAUGAUUGUAAACAGAUCAGAUCAAGGCAUUGAUGGUACUGAUGUUUUUGAACUUUUCGAGUGCCUCACAUAGACGCUUCAAAAGAAAAGGGGAGCGAGAGGCACUAACCACUAAAUUUUGCGUGUUUUAUUCAGGUGAAAUGAUUAUUUACCACAUUCUUAGAUCUUCGCGCUUCCUUACCAUACUGAUGCAGAGCUGAAGCCUACUCUGUCAAAACAGCGAUUAAAUCGUGACCUGUUUCCCAAGGUGUACUCGUCUAUGUCUGUUAUUUUACUCCAUAUGCAUACUGUCCAAUUUUUUCUGUGGGCACGAUUAUAAAUAUCCCCCAUACGACAGGUCGUCUUCCACUAAAUUCCCGGUGGUUAGGGUUGGGGACUAAAGUAGAGAACGGGAAUGAGUACCCCCUGGGAUCUGAUGCAAUGCACCUGUAGUGCAGAAGUCUUUUCCCCUACCCAAUCCCUCUUGAGCACAAAGAGACAAUUUAACCACACUUAACUGGUGAACGGAAAAGUUGUUUCUCUCUGCGUCAAGUCAAAAACAUGCAUAUAUCUGCUCACAAAACAGAUCCUUCUUAGACUCGACACCCAAAAUUGUUUUUCACCAAGGACUUGCUGUACCCUUCAUAUAGACUAUAAAACCUUUGAAUGGAGAGAUAUGUGCGUAUGCAGGUUAACGUCCAAUGCUUGACUUUUAGGGAAUUCAUACGAAAGGCUGAAGCGGUUCUGGAGAAAGGCAAGCGAGCGUCGGACGAACUUGCCAUCCAUUUGGAAAAACUGAGUGCGGAAUUUGAAGACUGCAAGCAGCGGGGAAUUCCAGAAAACGAAGCCGCGCUCCGUGCAAUAGGAAAGUUGUGCGUCCGUGCUCCGUCAAUGUGUACGCUGGCCACUGCAACGCUGAAGGCUUAUAUAAAGGAAAUCAAUCCACAGUUGCUAGACCUAGGUUUGAAUACGGAAUUUCUGACUGCAAAAUAUUUUCUCAAACGAAAUGCAGCAACAGCCUCAAAAAUGGUGGGAAAAAAUGCGACUACUGUGACGAAAGGUUUUGCGAAAGGAGCCGCCGUAGGUCUGAACGUUGCCCUGCAGCUGUAUGAAAUUUAUGACCUUUUUAAAGAAAUGGAUACAGAACAUCCAGCAGCAACGGCAAUCGAAGAGAUCAUUUCACAGCUUGAGUAAGUUGUCAUCUACGUAAUGUAUUGCAGUUGAUUCCCUUUGAACUAUAGAAAUUGGAAAAAGGGAUAAUUUAAGACUCCAGGCUGCUGAAAUAAUUAGAUAAUGCGUACAGUAAUAGUCUGGCACCCCAGAAGGACAAAAAGUGCCAAACUAAAAACCAAAGAAUACCCUCAUUUAUUCGCCGAGCGUCUCUUAUCUCCGUCGGUUAAUACCGCAUUUUCAAUUUCAGAGGCAAACUUGGUGGGGCCAAAGAACUCAGAGAGGCUGUAAAUGCCGUGCAACAAGCUCAUCAGAGGGCCACCCGAACUAGAGCUACACCGGCUCAAAAUGGUCGCACUGCACAGUCACAGUCGACUAACAAUGCCGACAAAAAUAAGCCUGACAAAAAUGCAGCCGAAUGCGAUAAGGGUGAUGGCGCUGAGGAUGAGGAUCCAAAACACAGGCCAAAUCGCCGCACCUGUGAAAAUCCCCUAUCCGAAGCCGAGGCGAAUGAACUAAUUAGGCUGCUGUGGGAACUGGUGACAGAGAUAAAAGCCCUGUCUGAAGACCAAAGAAAAUCCAAGGAAAGACUGCAGAAUCUCUUGGAUAGGUUUACUGAAAUUCUUCGGAAAAUGUAUAAGGCUGGAUUUGUCUCCAGCAUUGAUACGAAGACGCGCAAACUUCGUCUUUCGACUACAAUCAACGGCAGGGCACUUUCCUAUGAAAUCUCCCGGGAGGGAUUUCAUUUGUGUGACCUUGACCCAUCAGAUAUGCAAAAUGUCUUCUCUAAAGUCCUCUUUGGAGGAUCCUCAGAGCACAUAUUUCGCAAUGAGGAGGGUGUUGUGUACCACAUUUGUGCUGUUGAUGAUGAAAACCAACACAUCAGAUACGUUGGAUUGACCAGGAGAACCGCGGAAGAGCGCGUGGGCGAACACAUGCGGAACAUUGCUCGUUGUUCUUCGAUUUAUAGCAGUGGGAGACGGCGUUCGCCGUCUGAUAGGAAUUUUCUCCGAAGAACUUCGUACUUCUGUCGAAUAGCAGGAAGGGUCGCCAGUGAAUUGGGUCUGCACGAAGUCUAUCAACUCGGUGACCUGCUGGAAGUAUACUGCAUGCCGCUCCAGACUCAAGACUACGGGGAACUCCGCUUUUGGGAGAUAAUAUGGCAGUGGUUCUUUGCUGCACGGGAUAAAGAUGGGGGGUGCAAUAGAAGAUGA